AUGGAUACGAAUUGGAUUAAUUUACGAAAUGAUGAUCCGGCUUUUUAUAAAGGUUGCAUGAAUUUCAUUGAGCUAGCUAAAGAUACUCUUGUAGAAGAAAAAACUCGAUGUCCAUGUAGUAAGUGCAAGUUGCGUAAAUGGUAUACCGCGGAUGAUGUAGGGGGACAUAUUUUGUUUAAUGGUUUUCACAAGGAGUAUAGGAAUUGGAUCUUUCACCGUAAAAAUGAUGAAACAAGUAGUACCCAAGGACCUCUUAGUAGCCAAGAAACGAUAGUAGGUCGAGACGAUAUUCGGGCCUUGCUAAAUGAUGCAUUUAGUGUUAGCAUUCCACCAUCCACUUCUCAAACUCAAGAUCAAUCUUUUGAAGAACCACAUUUGGAGGAGGAAGUAUUAGGCGACAUGCAUGAGGAGGAUGAUUUCCCUUCUGAGGUAGAUACUGAAAUUCCAUCCUUCAAUACCAAAGAAGAAGAAAUCAAAUAUAAAAGACUAAUUGAAGCUUCUAAUGAGGUUCUUUAUGAGGGGUGUACUACAUUUUCAAAACUAUCAUUUCUUUUGCAUCUAUUUCAUCUUAAGUGUAUGUUCCAUUGGUCUGCCGAGUCAGUCACAAAAUUGCUUGAACUUUUGAUAGAUGCAUUUCCUCAAAUAAUGGAGUUUCCGUCAUCCUAUUAUGAGGGGAAGAAGGUAAUUAAGGAUUUGGGUCUAGGUUAUGAGAAAAUUGAUGCUUGUCCUAAUAAUUGCAUGUUGUAUUGGGGUGACUCAGCGGAAAAAGAUGAGUGUCAAAUCUGUCAUACGUCAAGGUGGAAGGCGGCUAAAGGUAAGGAGGGUGAUAUAAGUGAUAAAGGUAAAGAAGCCUGUAAAAAAGGUGAGCCAGCUAAGGUUACGCGAUAUUUUCCUCUUAUUCCUAGGUUAAAGAGAAUUUACAUGUCAUCAAAAAAAGCAAAAGACAUGAGAUGGCACAAAGAUGAUCGUGACAGUGAUGGUAUGUUAAGGCACCCAGCAGAUGCUUUGGCCUGGAAAAAAUUUGAUGAAAAAUAUCAUGAAUUCGCCGGAGAUCCUCGUAGUGUUAGAUUGGGUUUAGCAAGUGAUGGUUUUAACCCUUAUCGUUUAAUGAAUACCAAUCAUAGCACAUGGCCGGUGGUCUUGAUUCCUAUAAUCUACCCCAUGGCUUUGUAUGAAACCAUCAUCUUUUAUUUUAUCUUUAAUAAUUCCUGGGAAAUCUGGUCCGGGGAUAGAUAUUGA
Messenger RNA from Beta vulgaris subsp. vulgaris (sugar beet), 1239 nucleotides. RefSeq lists its product as uncharacterized. NCBI's taxonomy places the organism in Eukaryota, Viridiplantae, Streptophyta, Magnoliopsida, Caryophyllales, Amaranthaceae. The record is from RefSeq and is a predicted model, not a curated record. The transcript has a single exon. The coding region runs from base 1 to 1239 and encodes 412 amino acids.